GCUCGUCAUCAAUCAACGGCGGUAAAUUCGUCAACCACGCGUUAUCUCCCCGAGUCUUCUUCCUCCUCUGCUUCGUUCGCGCCCUCGUCGCUCUCUCCCUCUCUGACUCCGAGCAUCCUUAACAAGCCCCGGACUGAGCCUCAGCCACCUUCGCCGCCGCACCGCCUCUCUGCUUCGUAGGACUGUCCCUUGUUCCAGCAGUAGAGAGUGAUUGGCUCCGGGGAUUUGAGCUUCACCCCUGCGAAUUUCAUUUCAGGGUUGGAGUUUUUUUAUGGCAUUUGAAUGCCAAGAGGGUAGUGAGAAUUCUAAGAACUUGAGAUAUUUUGUCGGGAUAUCAUCGAAAGAUUGGAAGAUUGAGUCGGAGGGUAAGUUGGUUCCGAGCUAUCGAUUGGAAUCGAGUCAGUCCAAUCCCGUAGAUAAGGUUGAGAUCUCAAAAUCUGAGCUUCAAAUCCAGCCGAAGAGGGGUAAUGCGGACUGGCAUAAUCCGGCGAAGCAGUUGCCCUCUAAGAGUGAUGAUUUGUUGAUCUUGAAUCGGACCAUUACUGACCUCCCCCCAGCCUUAGUUACUGAGAUCCUCAACUGUCUUGACCCAAAAGAGUUGGGGAUUGUUUCGUGUGUGUCCACGUAUCUGCAAAGGCUUGCUUCCGAGCAUCAUGCUUGGAAGGAGUUCUAUCAUGAGCGAUGGGGACUCCCGGUGGCCCCUCCUUCACCUGCAUCUGGACUCACUGAUGAGAAGUCAUGGAAGGCCCUUUUUGUGGAGAGAGAGUUCAGGUGUAAGACAUUCAUGGGGCGAUAUAGUGUGGAUCUUCUGCACGGGCACAGUGAAGCUGUCCGGACGGUCUUCCUCCUGGGCUCUGCUAAGCUCAUCUUUACUGCAGGGUAUGAUAGAACAGUUAGAAUGUGGGACAUGGAGGAUGGAUUGAUUGCUGCAUCGCGGCCUCUGGGUUGCACAAUCCGUGCGGUUUCUGCAGACACGAAGCUCUUAGUAGCUGGAGGUACCGAUGGGUUUAUUCAUUGCUGGAGAGCUGUGGAGGGCCUGCAACACCUGUUUGACUUGAGGGGGUCUUGUGAUCGAAACAGUGUAUUUCGGCUUUGGGAACACGGAGGUCCUAUUACCUCCCUAGCUCUGGAUCUCACGAGGAUCUAUAGCGGUUCAUGGGAUAUGACUGUGCGGGUGUGGGACCGCUCCUCGCUCAAAUGCACGAAGGUUUUGAGGCACAGCGACUGGGUGUGGGCCCUUGUCCCGCAUGACACGACAGUUGCCAGUACAGCAGGUUCUGAUGUUUAUGUCUGGGACACGAAUAGUGGAUCCUUGAUGACAGUGAUCCAGAAUGCUCAUAAUGGUAACGCCUAUUCGUUGGCUCGGAGCCGAACAGGAGAUUUCCUUUUCACAGGAGGAGAAGAUGGGGCAAUUCACAUGUUUGAGAUUGGGCAUGAUGUGCCGUCUGAUUACCUUCAAGUCGCGACCUGGGUCCCCCACUCGGGCACCAUCUACUCCCUUGCAUUUGAGUUCCCUUGGCUCGUCUCUGCCUCCAGCGAUGGGAAGCUGGCACUGAUCGACGUGAGGAAGCUGAUGAGAAGCGACAGGCGAAGGCUACUGGCAAAGAAGCAGCUCUCAAAGGCCGGUAAAGUGGAUCCUGCUAAGGCGGAGCCGCCUCAGAGGAUGUUGCAUGGGUUUGGGACUGACCUAUUCUCGGUGGGCAUUGGUGCCGAUCGAAUCGUGUCUGGAGGCGAGGAGGGAGUCGUGAAGGUGUGGAACUUUACUCAAGCCCUGGAGAUCGAGCGACGGGCCAGAGCUCUAAGAGGGAUACGGCUUGAGAACAGGAUGAGGAGGCGGAAGCUCCAGAUAGAGAUGUGUGGGAAGGGAAAUCAGAGGGCUGAUCAGUGUUCCGUUGCAGCCAAGAACUCCGUUAAUGGAGAUCGGAGCGGCGUGUGGCACAGUAAGAGCGGGAUGGGCGGGAAGGCUAAAGCAUAAUCGCAGCAGCAGGACUAACAACUUUGUUUUUGCUUAUUCCUAGUGAGGCCAUUUGUUAACGAUCCUUUGGAUUAUUUCUCAUAUAUCUACAGAGAGUAUGUGUAACAUGGUCCCGUUUCCAUUGAACAAGAGUUCAUCACGAUUCAAAUUCUCGAUGUUCUAUGAUGUUCUUUA
Molecule: messenger RNA, 2149 nt
Organism: Punica granatum (pomegranate)
Lineage: Eukaryota; Viridiplantae; Streptophyta; Magnoliopsida; Myrtales; Lythraceae
Source: RefSeq, a predicted model, not a curated record